GAAGUAUCGUGCCUCGAACUAUUUUCAGGUUUUGAAGACAUUUGGUUCCCUGAAACUAGCUUAACUCUUCUUUGAACAGUCUGUACUAGCCUUCCAGGAAUGGGGUGCUGUUUCAGUGGCGAGGAGAGAACUGAUGGCUCUAGGCAAGCAACUGAGAGAGAUCCAUUACUAGGAGGAACAUCAACACCAAUUACCAAUGGACAGAGACCAGUUGAUGAUGUACUCAACCAUAGUUCUGGCCCAAUAUCCAAGACAGAUGAACAAUCAUUAUUAAGCAGAAUACUUCAUCAAACUGCACACAAAGUCAUAGAUGUCUCCUCAACGGAACCUCACAGUAUAGAAAGAACGGAAUACAUGGAAAGAUCCAGACAGUACAUGUCAAAAUUAUCUGCUGUUAAUGGUUCAGCACUACAUAACAGUUCCAAUCUUCCUGGUGGAGUGAAGGCACCUUCGUCAGUGUUAGCUAGUGAACCAAUACCACAAGGAGAUGUAGCAUUUGCAAUCCAAGCAGCUAAAGGAGCAGAUGCAUCAUUAUCUGGGUUCCAUGUUGAACAUAGAGAUGCCCUUGUGGUACAGUUUGAAUCAUCUUAGGAAUUUCUGAUGUUGUAGAGAAUGAAAUAUUUAUUGAAAUUGAACCUUCCAUUAUUGUGCCUACCAGUAAUUACGAGUAAUUUCCAGAGCAACUUACAUCAAAAGAUAAGUAAAAACAGUAAAAGAAACAUGGGAACAACUUUGGUUGAGCCUUCACAGCCUCCUGCCUCUCAGCUGCACCUCUUGCCACUCCCAUAGGGGCAAUGAAAACUAGUCCCAUGGAAUUUUUGCUGAACAGUAAUAGAUUUGAAACUGAUAGGAGUAGGUGCCGGACUAAAACAAAAAUUUGUCAAUUAGUAAACAAGAUUUUGCAUUCAAAGUGACCAUAAUUAUGGAUAUUUAAUUCAGAGAGUAAUUCUUACUUGAUUGUCAAAAUACCUUUAGGUAGGGUAUGGGUUGGUUUUGCUUUAUUCUACUCUGCAUUUUGGUACAGGAAACUUGCAUUGCUUUUUCAACUGAGCAUAUUCAAUAUUUAAUGGAAAAAUAUCUUGCUUACACUGAAUUUUCCUGCACUUUAAAUUUGUUAAGCAUUUUGCUCUGAUUCCUCAAAGCAAUUUUGUUCUUUUUGAACUUGAUUACAUGUACUUGAUCUUCAUUGUACAACACCAACCUGAAA
Molecule: messenger RNA, 1207 nt
Organism: Pocillopora damicornis (cauliflower coral)
Lineage: Eukaryota; Metazoa; Cnidaria; Anthozoa; Scleractinia; Pocilloporidae
Product: ragulator complex protein LAMTOR1
Biological process (GO): regulation of receptor recycling; lysosome organization; endosomal transport
Cellular component (GO): membrane raft; Ragulator complex; late endosome membrane
Molecular function (GO): guanyl-nucleotide exchange factor activity; molecular adaptor activity
Source: RefSeq, a predicted model, not a curated record